Lathyrus sativus (Indian pea) is the source of this 957-nucleotide messenger RNA. NCBI's taxonomy places the organism in Eukaryota, Viridiplantae, Streptophyta, Magnoliopsida, Fabales, Fabaceae. The record is from the annotation of a GenBank genome assembly.
AUGAUUCAAAUUUCGUCUUCCAAUUACAUGCCUGAAUUUGGAAUGGAAGACACUAUUUUGUUUCAAGAAAUGGAUUCAUUUGCAUUCAACUAUGAUGAUGUUUCAUACUUCAACACUUUUUCAGCAGGAUCCACACCUGAGAGUACUAAUUCCUCUCAUAAUAAUAAUAAUAAGAGAUUUCAUUCCGAAACCACACAAAACAACUCUUUCCCCAUUGAAAGUCCUGAUCAAUCUAUUGUCUCUGCAACACCACCAACAAUGGCUUCUUCAUCUUCCAAAAUAAUUUCCUUUGACAAUAUGGAUGCAAGGAUUAAGAAGCCUAAAACUGAGUCGGGGUACGGUGAAAACUUGAAUUUUGGAAGUGAGUAUGAUAGACGAGAGAACAAGGCUGCGACAGCGAUACCAAACAGAAACCUGAUCCAAGCAAGAGAUCAUGUAAUAGCUGAAAGAAAAAGAAGGCAAAAGCUUAACCAGAAAUUCAUUACUCUUUCCUCCAUUCUUCCUGGACUCAAAAAGAUGGACAAGGCAACUAUUUUGGAAGAUGCUAUAAUUCAUCUAAAGCAAUUAAAAGAACGAGUGGAGAGUUUAGAGGAACAAGUAGCUGAUACAAAAGUCGAAUCCGCAGUUUUUGUGAAGAGAUCUAUUCUCUUUGCCGAUGAUGAUAGCUCCUCCUCUUUCGACGAAAACUUAGACCAAUCACUCCCAAAAAUCGAAGCAAGAGUUUCUGGAAAAGACAUGCUCAUUAGAAUCCACUGUCACAAACAAAGCUGCCGAACUUCGACCGCAAUACUUAACAAACUCGAAAAACAUCAUCUCAGCAUUCAGAGUAGUUCCGUUUUACCAUUUGGAAGUAAAUAUAUUGACAUAACCAUUGUUGCGCAGAUGAGUAAAGAAUAUUGCUCGACAAUAAAAGAUCUGAUAAGAAGCAUAAGUCAGGUUUUGAAGCAGCUCGCUUGA